GUAGUUUAGCGUUAAGAUCAAAGUACCAAACUGCAACUAGUAGCAUGAAAUUAUAUAUUAUAUGCAUUUGAUUGUAAUGGUUUUGAAGUAUGUUUUACAUUACGCUCGGUGUUAUUUUAAGGUCAAGGAUAUGAGUUCCACAGAAAUUUUAUUUACUCAAUAAUUUACAAUUUUUUUUUUUUAUUUUGAACGUUGAUAUUAUUUUGAAAAUGGGUAACCGAUCAUCGUUGCUUUUGCGAAAAGAAGAAAUUGCUCAAAUUAGAAAUGAAACUGGAUUCACUGCAAAUCAAAUAGAACGUCUUUACAGUAGGUUUACCAGUUUGGAUAGAGGCGAUUUGGGUACGCUCAGUAGGGAAGAUUUACUGCGUAUUCCAGAGUUGGCAAUAAAUCCUUUAGGUGAAAGAAUCGUUGAUUUAUUCCACGCAGACUUUGGGAAUAAUUGUGAUCGUAUUAAUUUCUUACAAUUCAUGAGAGGGCUGUCUAAAUUUAGACCAAUUCGACCGAAUAAACCAAACAAACAAAACAAUAGAAUGGAGAAAGUAAAAUUUGCUUUUGAUAUGUAUGAUGUUGAUAAUGAUGGAAUGAUAUCAAAGGAUGAACUUUUGGUUAUUUUACAUAUGAUGGUUGGUGCCAACAUAAGUGAAGAACAGUUGUCUAUAAUAGCGGAUAAGACAAUUUCUGAGGCAGACGUAGAUGAAGAUGGUUUAAUUUCAUUUGAUGAAUUUAGUAAAACAUUUGAAAAGUCUGAUAUUGAACAUAAAAUGUCAAUUAGAUUUUUAAACUAAUCAAACAUGCCUAUUAUCAACAGAUCAUUCCGCUCAUAUUAUUAUGUUCUUUUAAUUUUUUUAAUUGUUCUAGGUACACAGCAUUAAUUUUAAUAAUUAGAGAGAACUUAAUAUUUCAAUCCAAAGACCAAUAUUUUAAUAAUUUUUAUUCUUUUAUUACUAAUAGAGUAGAUUUAUGCAAAAAAAUUUUGAAUAUAAUAUAAUAUUUUAAUAUAAUAUAUAAUUUUUAUAAUUUACAAA
Molecule: messenger RNA, 1025 nt
Organism: Acyrthosiphon pisum (pea aphid)
Lineage: Eukaryota; Metazoa; Arthropoda; Insecta; Hemiptera; Aphididae
Gene: elm
Product: calcineurin like EF-hand protein 1 elm
Molecular function (GO): calcium ion binding
Source: RefSeq, marked provisional